GACCAUUUCCCAGCGCUCCCUGGCUAGGGGAGUCCCCGGGGACGUCCCGAGACUGAGCCGCCUCAGCGCGAGUGAGCCGGUGGUCUGGGCCGAAUCCGGGUCCAGCCUCACCGGCCUCACCGCAUUGCGUCUCCCGGGCCGAGACGAGCUGGGCGCGCCCCCUGUAGGACGAGAGCGGGCACGGCGGCACGCCAUGGCUACGAUGGUGCUUCCGCGGGAGGAGAAGCUGAGCCAGGAUGAGAUCGUGCUGGGCACCAAGGCCGUCAUCCAAGGCCUGGAGACCCUGCGCGGGGAGCAUCGUGCCCUUCUCGCUCCCUUGGUAGCUCAUGAAGCUGGCGAGGCGGAGCCCGGCUCACAAGAGCGAUGUGUCCUCCUGCGUCGCUCCCUGGAAGCCAUCGAGCUGGGUCUAGGGGAGGCCCAGGUGAUCCUGGCGCUGUCGAGCCACCUGGGAGCUGUGGAGUCAGAAAAGCAGAAGCUGCGGGCUCAGGUGCGGCGCCUGGUGCAGGAGAACCAGUGGCUGCGAGAGGAGCUGGCCGGAACACAGCAGAAGCUGCAACGCAGCGAGCAGGCUGUGGCCCAGCUCGAGGAGGAGAAGCAGCACUUGCUGUUCAUGAGCCAGAUCCGCAAGCUGGAUGAGGACACAUCCCCCAGCGAGGAGAAGGGGGACGUCCCCAAAGACUCUCUGGAUGACCUGUUCCCCAACGAGGAGGAGCAGAGCCCAGCCCCCAGCCCUGGAGGAGGGGAUGUGGCUGCCCAGCACGGGGGCUAUGAAAUCCCAGCGCGGCUCCGCACCCUGCACAACCUGGUGAUUCAGUACGCCUCCCAGGGCCGCUACGAGGUGGCUGUGCCCCUCUGCAAGCAGGCACUCGAGGACCUGGAAAAGACUUCAGGUCACGACCACCCCGACGUCGCCACCAUGCUGAACAUCCUGGCUUUGGUCUAUAGGGACCAGAACAAGUACAAAGAGGCUGCCCACCUGCUCAACGAUGCCCUGGCCAUCCGGGAAAAGACACUGGGCAAGGACCACCCAGCUGUGGCCGCAACAUUGAACAACCUGGCAGUUCUGUAUGGCAAGCGGGGCAAGUACAAAGAGGCCGAGCCACUGUGCAAGCGGGCACUAGAAAUCCGGGAGAAGGUCCUGGGCAAGUUUCAUCCGGAUGUGGCCAAGCAGUUGAGCAAUCUGGCCUUGCUGUGCCAGAACCAGGGCAAAGCUGAGGAGGUGGAAUACUACUACCGGAGGGCCCUGGAGAUCUAUGCCACACGCCUUGGGCCUGAUGACCCCAACGUGGCCAAGACCAAGAACAACCUGGCCUCCUGCUACUUGAAGCAGGGCAAGUACCAAGAUGCAGAGACCCUGUACAAGGAGAUCCUCACCCGUGCUCACGAGAAGGAGUUUGGCUCUGUCAAUGGGGACAACAAGCCCAUCUGGAUGCAUGCAGAAGAACGGGAGGAGAGCAAGGACAAGCGCCGGGACAGCAUCCCCUAUGGGGAAUAUGGGAGCUGGUACAAGGCCUGUAAAGUAGACAGCCCCACAGUCAACACUACCCUGCGCAGCUUGGGGGCCCUGUACCGGCGCCAGGGCAAGCUAGAAGCUGCACAUACACUGGAGGACUGUGCCAGCCGCAGCCGCAAGCAGGGCCUGGACCCCGCAAGCCAGACCAAGGUGGUGGAACUGCUGAAAGACGGCAGCGGUGGGCGGGGAGACCGCCGGGGCAACAGAGACGUGGCAGGAGCCGGGGCUCGGCCUGAGUCUGACCUCGAGGAGGCAGGACCUGCAGCUGAGUGGAGCGGAGACGGCAGUGGCUCCUUGCGGCGCAGCGGCUCCUUUGGGAAGCUCCGAGAUGCCCUGAGGCGGAGCAGUGAGAUGCUGGUGAAGAAGUUGCAGGGUGGUGGCCCCCAGGAGCCUCCUAACCCCAGGAUGAAGCGGGCCAGUUCCCUCAACUUCCUCAACAAGAGUGUGGAAGAGCCAGUCCAGCCUGGAGGCACAGGUUUCUCUGACAGCCGCACCCUCAGCUCCAGCUCCAUGGACCUCUCCCGACGAAGCUCCCUCGUGGGCUAAUCCUGAAGGGGCAGCCAGUUGCCAGAGCCUCCACCCGGCACUGUCUCCAUCCCCAGCCCUUCGCAUGGGCCUGCUGCUUGCCCCACCUGUCUCUCCCAAGAACCCUCGUCUUUUCUGUUCAAUCUCAGGGUAACCUCCUCCCUUGUCAUCUCAGCCUAAGCCCUGGAGGCUGGGCCUGCCCGCUCCAGCUCUACCCCUUAUUUAUUCCAUCCAGCAGGGCUCCCUCUUCUCUAGGUGAGGGGCCAGGUGAGGGGCUGGCCAGGGUCUCCAAGGUGGAGACUCAGUGGCCUUCUCUCGCCAGGACCCCUGCGCCAAGAACACUAAGCACCUGCAGUCCCGUCAGCACUCCUGCCCUCCUGUCCCCCGGCCGUUGCUUCUGUAUAUAGAGAAAUAAGUUAUUGGCCGCGCCCCUCCCCUCAGUCCGCGGUACUGCCCGGUUCGCCCCUCACCCUGCCCUUCUCUAGUGGUACCGCCCAGGCCUUAAUCACCCCCAUUCCGCGCGGUGGUAUCUCCCAGGCUCUACAUCUCGGGGGCGGCGCCUCCCCAAAGGGUUCCCCGGGCCUUCUCGCGCUCCUCCUGGCCUCUGAGGGGCGCGUUGAGCCCCACCAUCCCCUUGCCCGUCCUCUCACCGCCGGGCCCUGCCCAGCAUCCCGGCCUUAUGCACUGCCCCUCCCGCCCGGCCCCGCCCAGGCACGGCCUGACCCCGCCCCGGGCACCGCCCGUCGAGCCAUCCUGCCACGCCCCUUCCCACGCCUGCAGCUUGUCGCUAGGGGCAGUGACGGCCCCUGUGGCAGGAGGGGCUGCCCCAGUUGGGGGGGGGGCGGUGAGGCGGUCCCUCUCUAUUUUCAAAUGUUGCUGUAGAAAUAAAAACCGUUUGAAUCUGAGCUGGGCUUGUUUUGGGGCGGAGGCCAAGGGUCCCUAGCGUCUCUAGGUUGGGGGUGAGGUCGGGAGAGGCUGCGAGCGAGCGAGUGUGUGUGUGUGUCCCUUGUCCGGUCCCGCGCUGCUGGAGCCCAGAUAUUUUGCUCCUAUCCCGGAUUUGUUUGGGGGCCUCACAGAUGGAGUUUUUUCUAACAACCUUCAUCUCUGAGGUUCUAGAGACCGCGGGCUUUGAAUUCUGCCCUUUACUAAGCUGUUUCAUCUUGAGCGACUUACCGAGACUCCACCUUUGCCAUCUAUAAAAUGUGGGUGAAGACACCCUCCGGGAGCUGCGUCUGAGUUAGGAGAGCCAGCACACCAAGAUACCCCAAAUAAAUGAACUUCUGAUGCUAACAACUCCUUGAACAGCGAGGGUAGGGAUGACUACCUCUGCCAGACAGACAUGAAGCGUGUCAACCCCAGUCCUAAAUUGACCUCUCAUCG
Molecule: messenger RNA, 3418 nt
Organism: Ailuropoda melanoleuca (giant panda)
Lineage: Eukaryota; Metazoa; Chordata; Mammalia; Carnivora; Ursidae
Gene: KLC2
Product: kinesin light chain 2
Exons: 16
Coding region: 194-2059 (621 amino acids)
Biological process (GO): microtubule-based movement
Cellular component (GO): kinesin complex; cytoplasm
Molecular function (GO): kinesin binding
Source: RefSeq, a predicted model, not a curated record